This is a messenger RNA of Ficedula albicollis (Collared flycatcher), 1003 nucleotides long. RefSeq names its product transmembrane protein 220 (gene TMEM220). The coding region runs from base 1 to 627 and encodes 208 amino acids. The transcript is spliced from 7 exons. The record is from RefSeq and is a predicted model, not a curated record. NCBI's taxonomy places the organism in Eukaryota, Metazoa, Chordata, Aves, Passeriformes, Muscicapidae.
AUGUUCAAAUUAAAAUGGUUUUCUGGAGGAAAAGAAGUGAAGGCACAGCAGAAACCAUCACUUAAUGGGAGAGAACAACAGGUGAUGCUAAUGACAGUUCACCUGUACAACAGCAACCCGGGCAAGCAGCACUGCCUGCAGCCCCCUCUUCGUCCUCACCAGCAGCCAAGCCAGACUCACAGAAUCCCAGAACAGUCUGGUGCGUGCCUCCUGCUGCAGGUGAACGACCCCGACGCGGGGCUGUGGAUGGUUGUCUACUUAGUGCCAGCUGCCCUGACACUGCUUGUCAGCAUCAACCCUUCAAUAACAGACAAUGGUGUUUGGAGGAGCCUCUGUGACCUUCAUUCUGCUGGCUGUGUUUUUGGGACCAUUGCCUUGGCUUACUCUUUGUUUGCUUAUGCUCAAGGAAACAUUUUUCAUGAAGAGGAAGGCAGAGAGUUGUUUGGUCUGGUGAUUAUUACAAUAUGGAUGAGUCUUUGUCGCAGUUCAGCAAAGAGUCCCCUGGGAGGAGUUGGCUUGGUUGCCGCAGUCGUCGUUGCCCUCUUCCCCUUUGUUUCGUGGCUGUACAUUUAUGUGAACAAAGACAUGCGAGAGUCUUGGCCAACACACUGCAAAACAGUGAUGUAACCGGGUGGGAGAAAGCCUACAGUAACUAUGCUGACCUUACUUGCCUUUGUUUUUGGUGCUUUACAAAAGGUGAGUGUCAGUUUGAUAGGACCCAAGAAUACCUGGCUGCUUCCAGCAGUGCCAAUUUAGAUUUGGUAAAAUGUUGAUGAACACUCAACCUGAAUAGGGAAUUUUUCUAUGGAAACUCUUCACCUUGCUGCUUCUUAUAUUUUCCAAGCACCAUUGAUCUAAUAUCUGUUCUGAUGGUAUAUUUAAGAUAUCAUUCUAUCCCUGGAUCACUCUCCAAUCACCUCAUAGUUUGGACAAUCUACUAUUCUGUAACAUAAGGGGAAAGUAAAGCAAAUACUAUUUUAAUAAAUAUAUUUACAGCCAUAGA